GGCUGAGAUUCGAGAAAAGGAGCAGUGUCGACUUGGCGCUUGCGACGGUCGCCUCUCAGCCUUACCCGUCGUACCAACACUUAAGAAGUCCUUAUAAAUCGCGGGUUUACAUUUAAUAUUCUUAUUUGUUCGUGUAACCUAUAAGUGGACAAUGAAACUGGCAGUUUCGAUUCUUAUAGCGGUGCUCGCGGUGGUGCAAGGCACGAGCAUUUUGGAUUACCUAGACUGGGAAGAUGGCAAAAAACUUAUCGAAGUACCGGAACUGCGCAAUGAUCAACCUAACCGCAACUGCAUGUGUAAGGGGCCAGCCUGCGUGUGCUGUGUUAACUUCAAUAUUACUCUCGUUGACCUCGGUGGACCAGGUUGUGUGCAUAUGAAAUACGUGUCUCCCGAUGAAGGAUUUUCAGUGAAAGUAUCGUAUGGCAAAAAUCUACUACAUAGCUCGAAAAUACAAGGCGCAAACCCAGCCCCUAUAUGCUUAGAAGUCUUCGGUAAAUUCGCCCAGCUCUGUGCUAAAUUCAGCGAUCUGGCGCCCACAGCUGAUGGUCUGCGUGGUUGCUUAGAUUUAGAGCCAAAGCUUCUUGGAGAAUCCCAACUAGAGUUUCCAAUCGGCUGUUUCAAGUCCACCGCCGGUGGUAUGGAGAUGGAAGACCCACCCGCUGAGCAAGAAUCAACUACAGAGCAAGAAGACAACACAGAAGAUCCUAACCAAUUUGACGCAGAAUCAUUCUUACUAGGCGUCUACCAAACUGCCGAACAAGGAGUAGCAUUUUUGAGUAGUCUUCUAGAUCUACCUAACAAAUUGAACUCAACAAAACCCGUACAACCUAGCGUCACUACGAUAAAACCUGAAGAAGGCAGUCCAUCAGAAUCAUCUCAAAGAAGAGUCUCGAAGAACUUGAAACAUCCCAAUCAAUUGUGAUAGAAAGUACCUAACCUACAUUCCUAUUUAAGUACAAAAUACAGCAUUUUCUUAGUGUUACUUUAACUUAGCAAAAUUAGAAUGUACUAUGAGCGCUUUUAUUUUAUUGAGUAAUUCUAUUUAUUGCUUGAAGUUACUGGAAGAUAUAUAAUACUUAUAAUCUAAGACUAGACUGUAAUUUAAUUAAAAGUUAUUUAAUUUUAUCACAUUAUUUCUU
Galleria mellonella (greater wax moth) is the source of this 1139-nucleotide messenger RNA. RefSeq lists its product as uncharacterized. The record is from RefSeq and is a predicted model, not a curated record. The transcript is spliced from 5 exons. NCBI's taxonomy places the organism in Eukaryota, Metazoa, Arthropoda, Insecta, Lepidoptera, Pyralidae. Bases 152 to 922 code for a protein of 256 amino acids.